Messenger RNA from Rhipicephalus microplus (southern cattle tick), 2424 nucleotides. RefSeq lists its product as uncharacterized. The record is from RefSeq and is a predicted model, not a curated record. NCBI's taxonomy places the organism in Eukaryota, Metazoa, Arthropoda, Arachnida, Ixodida, Ixodidae.
ACCUCGCGGAUUACUGGUGCCCAAGUCACAUCGCCAGUUCAGGCCUUUCAGCCCAGCUUCAAUGCUGCACGCGAUGACGCCGUUCGCAACCUACACUCGCCCCUUCGUCACUCCCACUGGAAGCCAGGUGCUUCUUCUAGACGACCGUUCGGUUCAACUUCAGUCAGGGCCUCUGUACGCGAUGCCCAUAUACGCGGGCACCACCCCUACAUCUACAUCCGAUCGACCCUUACCGCUGCCUCCACAGUCGGCGACCGGAGUAUUUCCAGCGACUCCCGCCGUACUCGUGGCUCGCGACGACGACCGCUUUGCCAAGAAAGUGCCCAUGGAGUCCAAGUCAACCUCGACAGACUGGCCACUUCGGUCCUACUCCGAGCCCUGCACCAACGGCUUCCGGAACGACGAAUGUCGGCGACACUAAGAGCCUCCUCGACGAAGUCGAGAAGAAACUGGAGCAGGACAGGAAGCCUCCGGAUGAAAGUCGGUCGCGAACCGUGACUCCCGCCUCUGGAGGCGGAGUGUCCAAAAUCACAAUGGUCGAGACGAUGACCAUCAUGGAGACGUUGGAAUCUACGACAGUGUCGAGGCGUGCCAUCGAUGAGACAUCCCUCAAGUCCAUCUGCGGUCGCUCCGAAAAAGAGGAUGUCUUGUCGGGUCUCUCCGACUCCCCGAUCCCUUUUGCCGACGACGAUGACGUAAUGGAAGAGCUCGGAUUUUCGUCAACGGUCGAGUCGAGGUCCGCCUCUCGGGCCGAAGAAAAGAGCGAAGUGGUGAGUGACGAGAAAGUCACCAUGUACUCGUCGACGAGGAAGCAUUCCCUGCCCCGUACUGAACAGAAGGAGAUGGCUCAGUCGAGGGAGGUGAAGUCACCACUUCUUUCGAAGCAGGUUAAUGGUGAGCACACAACACCGAAGCCGGCUUCGCCACCUCGUGUUUCAUCACCACAGGAAUCCUCCACGCCACCACGAGCCGUGACGCCUCCGCUUUCACCGGUGAAAGGACCAUUGCUGAACGGCCACCGCAGUCCUCCUUGUAGUUCUUCUCGUAGUCCGCCACACAGUCCACCCCGCAGUCCACCUCGCAGUCCACCUCUGGAGACGUCCUUUGACGCUGUGGACAGGGGAUUCCACAUCGAACCACUCAAGAAGAAAGUCCCGAACGGGGUGACUGUCUUGUCCAGCUCUAAAGGCGAGUCCAUCACCUCCAAGUUCCAGAGGCCGUCAUGCAUCAGUCCUUCAAGCUCUACAGUUACAACAGGUCCAGACGGAACGCUCAGGGGAGCCCACGCAAGAACCGCGGCUCAAACUUUCGCCGCCACCACGAAGGAAUAUUGCAACGGUGACGUCCGCCGACCUCUGGGACCGUUCAAGGCGACCAAGUCUAUGAGCGACUCCAACCUGGGCGCGAGGAUGAGAUCUCCCACGAAGCGACCCACGACUUCUCAGGCCACGCAGACUCCGAACGGUGUGCUUCCGACGUUCCAGAGGCGAGGCGAGAGCGGCUUCGGAGGUCGAGCCAUGGGCGUGCAGACGGACGACCGGAUUGAGUCGUUCCUCCGAGACACGCUGCGCAGCUCGGCCAAGGAGGUGGAGUUUGUCACCAAGGUGGACAGCAGCCAGCCUUCCAAGACGCUGAGGAAAAAGGUCACCACCAAGAUCCUGCGCGGCACCAGUGGCAAGGUUGGCGGCGUGAGGGAGAUCAUCGAGGAGAUCUACGACCAGUCGUCGGUGGUAGUCCGUCCCAGCCCCGCAGUGAAGAACGUAACCCGCAGCGUGCAGCAGACCAGCGACGGCCAGAAGUACCUGACCACGGUCAUCACGGAGGCGCCGCCCGCCGGACGCUCGAGGCGCAACCGGAGAAGGGGAUUCGGUGAUCCAGACACGCAUAUCAUCAUGGUAUGACUGUCUCUACAAGACAGCGUCACACGAGACUGCAGUCAGCCUUUUCGUGCAUCAUGACUAAGUCAUAUAUGUAGACAUGUGACGUGGCCAUCGGACAGGAGCCAACCAUGACGGCACGUACCUCUCGACGGACUCUGUGGUUUCCAUUGCCUUUGCUUGGCGAGAAACACUUAAGGAAGUGCUUUACCAUUGUGCUUUUAUGUCUCGUUUUCAGCGCUUCUAAAGCCACGUCUCAAGAUCGAAUACUGUACGAGUGACAUGCAAAUGCCGUGUUUGCACAUUGCUUUGCCCUGGAGCAACGUCACACUGUUCUUACAAGCGGCGCUGUUCAUGCCGUGCAACAGCCACGGGUGCGUGAAAGUUCCGACCAUUGUGUCCAUUUUAUUGUAGCUAUUUUCGGCGGAUGGUACUUACAAAAUCCGAGAUCUAUGACGUCUCCAGAUAUCGAGUGAUGUUCUCAAGGCAGCUGUGUGAAUAUAGUUUUUAGCGAGUUUGUUGAAACACUACCUCCCCCCCCCCCCGG